AUGACUAUACCCAAGACGCUGCCCGAGUGCUGGGGUCAUCGCGGAGCUUCCGCUGCAUACCCGGAGAACACCCUCGCGAGCUUCGAGGCGGCGAUCCGCGACGGCGCGGAAGGCAUAGAGAGCGACGUCCAUGUCUCCGUGGACGACGUCGUCAUCAUGUUCCACGACCCGUCAUUGGAUCGGACCACGAACGGCAAAGGUCUCAUCAGGGAACAAAACUGGUAUGGGCCGGAGGGCAUGGAGCACCUGAGGACGAUCAAGGAGCCCAAGCAGUCUAUUCCUACCUUCGCCGAGACCGUCGCGCUCCUCAUGAAGCCGGAGAACCGCCACGUGCAGUUCAACAUUGAUGUAAAGGUACAGAACACGCCCGUGCGGCUGUUCGCGCUCAUGCACGCGAUUAUCUCCGCGCAGCCGGAGUGGGAGACCGCGCUCGCCCCGCGCAUCCUGCUCGGGCUGUGGCACCCGUGCUUCCUCCCGCACGCCAAGGAGCACCUGCCGUACCUCCGCCGGUCGUACAUCGGCGUGAGCACGAAGGUCGCCCGCACGUUCUUCUGGGACGACUGCGAGGUGUUCUCGAUUCUCUUCGUCGAGCUCACGACCUAUGAUGGAGAGAAGUUCAGGCAGGAGUGUAAGGCUGCGGGGAAGAAGAUCAUGGUGUGGACCGUGAACGACCCGGAGCAGAUGGUCGAGGCCGUCCGAUGGGGCGUCGACGUCAUCCUCACGGACGUCACGAAGGUGUGGUUAGACCUGCGGAAAGCGCUCCGCGCCGACUUCGAGAACACCGCCGCCAAGCACGGCCGGUCGUUCCUCUGGACGACGUGGUGGUACUACUUCCCCGUGCGGCUGCUCAUCUACUACGUGGUCAUGUACCGCCUCCAGAGCAGCAAGGGGCCCUUCCGCGUGAUAGAGGCCGACACCGCGGUCGCGGCGUGA
This is a messenger RNA of Sparassis crispa, 933 nucleotides long. RefSeq lists its product as hypothetical. Bases 1 to 933 code for a protein of 310 amino acids. Gene Ontology annotation, molecular function: phosphoric diester hydrolase activity. The transcript has 9 exons. NCBI's taxonomy places the organism in Eukaryota, Fungi, Basidiomycota, Agaricomycetes, Polyporales, Sparassidaceae. The record is from RefSeq and is a predicted model, not a curated record. Gene Ontology annotation, biological process: lipid metabolic process.